This is a messenger RNA of Trichoderma harzianum CBS 226.95, 1725 nucleotides long. RefSeq lists its product as hypothetical. Bases 1 to 1725 code for a protein of 574 amino acids. The record is from RefSeq and is a predicted model, not a curated record. The transcript is spliced from 2 exons. Gene Ontology annotation, biological process: cellular response to glucose starvation; protein catabolic process in the vacuole. Lineage: Eukaryota; Fungi; Ascomycota; Sordariomycetes; Hypocreales; Hypocreaceae.
AUGGCAGCCGUCCUUUCCAGCGAAGACAGCUACUUCUCAUCCGCUCCGAUGCGGCGCUCACACUCCCAAUCCAACCUUGGCGGUUCAUUGUCAUAUCACCACAUGGCCGACCUCUCGAAUCCCUACGCCCAUCCUCCCAACAAGUCCUUCUCCGACUCUGACCACUCGUCGGCGCCUUCGUCUCCUCGAACUGCCCACAUCGAAUCGGCAGACGUCUCCUACACUUCCACCCCAUCCAGCAACCUCUCCGUCGCCUCCGAUUAUGAAGACUUGGCCAUAGACUCUCCCGAGGAUCACUUCGGCCUGCCGCCUUUUACAGCCGACAAGCUGUAUAUGCCCCCGCAGAUUCAACCAGAUGACAAUCUGGAGCCACCGCCGAGCCCUCGCACCGGUGACUCUUACACUGUCUCGCCUGCCGAGCAUGACAGCUCCGUCAGCACAUCACGGCCCGACAGCCCCGAACUCAGUGACCAUGCCGAAGAUGACACGGCUAUUGCGAGCAAACCCUCUCGCCAGGUUGACUACCUCUCCCAUGAUUGGAGAGAAGAAGAUAUCUGGUCCUCGUGGAGGUACAUAAUAUCCAAAAGAGGAGAGUUUCCCAACAGUGCCAGACUAGAGAAUGCGUCUUGGAGAACUUGGAUGAAGGCCAAGAACAACCUAAAAACCAUCUCACCAGAGACACUCAACUGGCUAAAAGAUUACGACGUCACUUGGCUUUACGGCCCUCUCCAAUCUGGGAAGCGCAAUGUGUCUGCUAAUAAGACAGGGCCCUCCAGUGUGUCAUUAUCAAAAUCAAGUUCUCUUGUCAAUUUGAACAAGAAGACCAUCCUUAAGAAGAGGAGCAUGUCGGAAGUCCUGCUCCAGAGAUCGCUGUCGACUUCCUCGCUUCUCAAACAGGCUGCUGCAGCCGUUCACGCCCAGGAGUAUCGAAGAAGUGCAAUGCGUCCCAGCUUAGGGCGGGCAAACACAGACUACGUCUCGCUCUCAUUUUCCUCCAGGAGGAUGAGCCACGAAAACAGCAGCGCCUGGGCUACGUCUACAGAAUCGUCGAGCGUUACAUCGCCUUGCGCCGAGCGUAAGCACAUUCACUUUAACGAGCAGGUAGAGCAGUGCAUUGCCGUCGACGUCAAAGGCGAUGACGACGAAGAUGUUGACAUGGAUGUGGACAUGUAUGGCGACGAGAGCGACUCUGAUGACGGCGUCAUGAUGAAGCGGGUUAGAUCAAAACGACGCCCAUUGGCAAAGCAGCGGGCUCAGAAGAAGGCUGCUUUUGCCGACGGCAAGAUCAUUGCCAUGCUCCCAUCUACAACCCUUAAGUACCAAGAGGACAGCCCGGAUUCUCAGGACUCGGCCAUGAAGCACAGCACCGGCGCUCGCAGCCCUCUGCUGUCCCCCUCGUCCUCACAGGAAACUCUGCGUCCUUCCAAGACGAAUGCCGCAUUCUUCUUUGAUGAGGACGAAGAAGAUCUGGAUGCAACUAUCCAGAGCCCCGGUUGGCUUUCUCCACCGUCAGACACUGGUGCCGGUGGCUUGAAGAGAUCAACGUCUUCAAACAGUCUCCUCGAUGAGCCAGCCGGCAUGCGUCGAACUCCUUCGGGCAUGUUCAUGCCCUGCGACGAGGCCGAGACGUCAUCUGGGGAGGGCAUCUUUGGCCGGGUAAUUGACACCGUCAACACCGCCCGUGACAUUGCCCAUGUCAUUUGGAAUGUUGGGUGGCGAAAGUAA